GGAGGGCGCGGGCACCCCGUUGCCGGAGACGGACGAUGCUCCCUUGACGCCUCUGGCGGUCAGUGACGGAAGGACCGGCCUCUCCGGCUGCAUCCUCUGUGCCGGAGGUGGCUUGCGCCAACUUGUCCGUGGUGCAGGCGCGGGGGGAGCCGUCAGAAGAGUCUUUAACCGGGGAGGAGUACUUCUGGUGCUGGCUGUGCUUGGUGGCUCCUUGCCCGGACGCCGGCUUGCUACGUCCGCGUGGAGGAAGUGGACUCCUUGCUAUUCCACGAUCGUCUGGCCCCGUCCAGCAGCAGCACGGCGUGGCCGGAUGUACAAGCUGUGGGCGUAA
Symbiodinium pilosum is the source of this 331-nucleotide messenger RNA. The record is from the annotation of a GenBank genome assembly. NCBI's taxonomy places the organism in Eukaryota, Dinophyceae, Suessiales, Symbiodiniaceae.